CGUCUGCCUGUGCCGGGCCGGCCCUCCCCGCCUGUGGGGCCGUGGGAGAAGUGCCGGGGGCGUUCCCCAGGCCCGAGCAGGGAGGGGCGGCGAGGAAGGCGGGGUCCGCCUCUGCGUCUUUGCACGGGCCAGACACCCGGCCGCGUCCUCCGUGACGGGGGUGUCCCGUGAGCGCCCCCAGGGGCCCUGGCCUCUGUCCCCUGACGCGACGCCCUGGGUCUGGUGCGCCUUUCACGCCGGGGAAACGGAAGCUCGGAGGGCGACAGUCAGCCGAGGCCACCCCGCUCUGGGUACCGGGGGGUGGGGGGUGGCGGUCGGCUGAAUCCUGAAGCCGCCUCUGUCGCCGCCGCUCCGGGCCCCGCGCUCUCCACGGGGGGCCAUGAUGGCGACGCCGUGGAGGGACCCGGCGCGGAUGUCUGUGACCUUUGAGGAUGUGGCCGUGACUUUUACCCAGGAGGAGUGGGGGCAGUUGGAGCCCACCCAGAGGACUCUGUACCAGGAGGUGAUGCUGGAGACCUGCGGGCUCCUGGUCUCUCUGGGCUGUCCUUUACCCAAACCAGAGCUGAUCUACCAGUUGGAGCACAGCCCAGAGUUAUGGACGUUGAAGAGAGGCCUCUCCCCAAGCUCCUGCACAGGUGAGAGCACAGAACCUGAGACCACGGAACCUAGUCCUUCUCACCUGGCCUUGUCUGAGGACGUCUCACCCCAGGAACACCUGACUCAGCGAGCCCCAGGGGACUCCCAGGAGGGGCAAGGCAAGGAUCAGGAUGAGCUAUUGGAAAUUCUGGAAGGCCACUCCAGACCAGAGAUAGACCUCCAGAGGGACAUGCUCCCUGGGAAAAUGAGCCCUGAACGUGAUGGUUUAGGGACAGAUGAUGGUCUAUACUCAAGGAUUGUAUGGGAGCGAGUCUCUCCAGAUGUUGUCUAUGAACGUGACUCACACGGACCAGCAAAAGAUCCCUCAAUCGACGAAGAGAAACAUCCCUAUAAGUGUGAGGAAUGUGGGAAAGUGUUUAACAAGAACUGCUUCCUUGUUCGACAUGAGCAGAUUCACACUGGAGUGAAGCCCUAUGAAUGCACAGAGUGUGGGAAAACUUUUAGCAAGAGCACACACCUUCUCCAGCACCACAUGAUCCACACUGGGGAGAGGCCCUAUGAGUGCAUGGAGUGUGGGAAGGCCUUCAACCGCAGGUCACACCUCACCAGGCACCAGCGGAUUCACACUGGAGAGAAGCCUUAUAUGUGCAGCGAAUGUGGAAAGGCCUUUACCCAUCGCUCCAAUUUAGUCUUGCAUAACAGAAGCCACACUGGUGAAAAACCCUUUGUGUGCAAAGAAUGUGGGAAAGCCUUUCGAGAUAAGACAGGUUUUCUUCGACACUACAUCAUCCACACAGGGGAAAAGCCCUUUGAGUGCUUGGAGUGUGGGAAGGCCUUCAACCGCAGGUCACACCUUACAUGGCACCAGCAGAUUCAUAGCGGAGAGAGACCAUUCGAAUGCAACGAAUGUGGGAAAGCCUUUUGUGACAGCACAGACCUGAUACAACACUACGUCAUUCACACCGGAGAGAAGCCAUAUAAGUGCCUUGAGUGUGGGAAGGCCUUCUAUCGCAGGUCACACCUCAAGCAGCACCAGAGGAGUCAUACUGGGGAGAAGCCCUAUGAGUGCACUGAAUGUGGAAAGGCCUUUACCCACUGCUCCACUUUUAUCUUGCAUAAAAGGGCCCACACUGGAGAAAAACCCUAUGAAUGCAAAGAAUGUGGGAAAGCCUUUAGCAAUCGGUCAGACCUCAUUCGACACUUCAGCAUCCACACUGAAGAGAAGCCCUAUGAGUGCAUGGAGUGUGGGAAGGCCUUCAACCGCAGGUCAUACCUCACAAGACACCAGCGGAUUCACAGUGGAGAGAAGCCCUAUGAAUGCAUAGAGUGCGGCAAGGCCUUUUGCCAGAGGGCAAACCUCAUUCGACAUGCCAUUAUCCACACUGGGGAGAAGCCUUUUGUGUGCACUGAAUGUGGAAAGGCCUUCACCUACUGCUACACUUUUAUCUUGCAUAAAAGGGCCCACAUUGGAGAAAAACCUUUUGAGUGCAAAGAAUGUGGGAAAGGCUUUAGCACUAGGAAAGACCUCAUUCGGCACAUCAGCAUCCAUGCUGGAGAGAAGCCCUUUGAGUGCAUGGAGUGUGGGAAGGCCUUCAACCGCAGGUCAGGCCUCACAAGGCAUCAGCGGAUUCAUAGUGGAGAGAAACCCUAUGAAUGCAUGGAGUGCGGGAAAUCCUUCUGCUGGAGCACAAGCCUCAUUCGUCAUUCCAUCAUCCACACUGGAGAGAAGCCCUAUGAGUGUAGUGAGUGUGGAAAGUCCUUCAACUUCAGUCGCAAAGACACACUUGUCCAGCACCAGAAAGUUCACACUGGAGAAAGAUCUUAUGACUGCAGCGAAUGUGGAAAAGCCUAUAGCAGAAGCUCCCACCUGGUUCAGCACCAGAGAAUUCACACUGGGGAAAGGCCUUAUAAGUGCAGUGAAUGCGGAAAAGCCUUCAGCCGUAAAGACACGCUUGUUCAGCACCAGAGAUUUCAUACUGGAGAAAGGCCUUACGAGUGCAGUGAAUGUGGGAAAUUCUUUAGCCAAAGCUCCCACCUUAUUGAGCACUGGAGAAUUCAUACUGGGGCAAGGCCUUAUGAAUGCUUUGAGUGCGGAAAAUUCUUUAGUCAUAACUCCAGCCUUAUUAAACAUCGGAGAGUCCACACAGGAGCAAGGUCUUAUGUGUGCGGCAAAUGUGGAAAGGCUUUCAGCUGCAAAGACACACUUGUUCAGCACCAGAUAAUUCACACUGGAGCAAGGCCUUAUGAGUGCAGCGAAUGUGGGAAAGCCUUCAGCCGUAAAGACACACUUGUGCAGCACCAGAAAAUCCACACUGGGGAAAGGCCUUAUGAGUGUGGUGAAUGUGGGAAAUUCUUUAGCCAUAGCUCAAACCUUAUUGUACACCAGAGAAUUCACACUGGAGCGAAGCCUUAUGAAUGCAGUGAAUGUGGGAAAUGCUUUAGCCACAACUCCAGCCUCAUUCUACACCAGCGAGUUCACACUGGAGCAAGGCCUUACGUGUGCAGUGACUGUGGAAAAGCCUAUAUUAGUAGCUCCCACCUUGUUCAACACAAGAAAGUUCACACUGGAGCCAGACCUUAUGAGUGCAAUGAAUGUGGGAAAUUCUUUAGCCGCAAUUCUAGCCUCAUUCUACACCAGAGGGUUCACACUGGAGAAAAGCCUUAUGUGUGCAGUCAAUGUGGAAAAGCCUACAGCAGAAGCUCCCAUCUUGUUCGGCACCAAAAAGUUCACACUGGAGAAAGGCCUCAUGAAUGCAGCAGUUUUGGUGGUCCUUUAGCUGCAUCUCUUAAACUAGUUUAGCACCAAAAACUUCAUAUUACAGAAAGGCCUUAUAAAUGCAAAAAAUGUACUAUCUCCUUGUUCACCCUAAUAGAGCUCACACCAGCGAAAAGCUCUGUGAGUACCCUUUGUGAGGGAGCCAUCAGCCAGGAUAUGAACCUUGUACCUUUAUAUAUCCACCUUGGGGAGAUUCCCGGUAAGUACCACGUAGGUGGAAAGCUUUCGUGAGAUAUGUUGCACUUCCUAAACUGUCCAGCACUCUUGACAAAGAUAUAUAACUGUCAGUGCCUGUGACGGAAGCCAUCUCAUUGCUACCAGCUGUCAGGAUCACACAGUCUGUCAGUCACUCUAAUAUGCUCAGGGAAGGCAGAUCCCUGUGCCUUCUCUCCUACUCCCUGGAGGGAAUCGUGUGUUUGGAGCCCAUUGACAGCCCGCCUUUUCUCCCCCAUGACUGGGUUCUGAGUGAACUUGAUCUAAGCUCUGGCCAGAAGAAUCUGAGCUGGUGACUGCCAGGCAUUUCCAGACCAGAUUUCCCUUUUUUAUGGACAAUGUUGACUGUAAACAUGAGAGCUGUGCUUCCAAAUCACCCAGCUUUGGAACUGCCUGCCCUGUGCUGCUCUGCUUUGUGCAGUGAUAAAGCCCUGUUGUGGCAGUCUUUACUCUUGGGACGGGUCUUUGUACUUUGUGGAACAGGUUGAGAAAAGAAGUGAGUUCUGCCAAUGUGAAGGGAGGAGCUCCUUUUGUCGGCACCAACUUCAUGUGCCUCAGAGGGGACAGCAGGCAGGCAGAGAGCAGAUCUCAGUCUGCUUCGGCCUAAUUUGCAUUGUGGGGCAAGUCUUGGUAGAAAAGACUGAAGAGCUUUGUGUGCCUCCUCCUGUGGCCUGGAAGUCAGGAUUUCCUGUGAGCCCAGAGUUCAUUCUGAGGACAUCAUAGUUGAUGUGAAAAUCUCCAGUGCUUCUGGAAGCAACAUGAAUUGGGUCCCUUGUUCCUAGGGAAUGUCCCCUGCACUUUUGAGGGAUUUCUCUUUUCUGGACCUAUACAGGAACCAGUCCCUGAUGUCCAGAAUCCCAUGGACUGGAAGGCCUGUAGGGCAAGGUGGGAAUCAUACUUGGUUCAGAAACACUGAGGUAGUGGAGUGGGGAUCACUGUGGCAAAUGAGAGGAGGUGUAUCUGUUCUAAAGGAGGCAUCUCCACAUGUCCAUGAGAUUAUGGCUGUGUGAGAUGAGAGUGUACAGAAAUUCUCAGGACCUUCAGACAUCUGUAUCUCCUGUAGCCAAGGCCACAGUCAGAGUAAAGAAUCUAAAGGUUUGUGGAUUCCUGUACCUCCCUGGGCUGUUGAUGUCAUGGCCAUCAUUACACAGGCAGGAGCCCCAGCACCGACAAAAGAGAUCCAGGGAUAGGCCUCUCUGACCCAGCCAGCAUUCCUAAUGAUUGAAAUGGAUGUAGACUCCAUUGCUGUCCCUGCUAAAUUGGGGGAGAGGGAUAUGAUAGAAUCAAAAUGGUUAGCAGCUGUGACUUUCCAAGAGGGAGAGUAAAUACGGAUUUUUAUGAGGAGCAUUUAGUUCUUAACUGUAUUGAGGUUCGGUUGACAUGAAAUAAACUGCACAUAUGUAAAGUGUAAAAUGUGUUGUGUUUCAGCAUGUGUGUAUCCCUGUGAAGCCAUCGCCACAAUCAAAAUUAUGAACGUAUCCAACACAACCAAAAGAUUCCUUGUGUCCCUGUAUAGUCCUUUCCUCCCAGUUCUUUCUAACCCCCUUUCCCACAACUCACAAGCAACAGCAAGCAUUUUCUAGAAUUUUAUAUGAACAGAAUCAUAUGGUAUAUACUUUCUGGGGAGUGGGGACUCUGGCCUUUUUUACUAACCAUAACUAUUUUGAGAUUAACCCAUCUUGUUGCAUGUAUUAACAGUUUGUUCAUUUGUAUUGUUGAGUAGUAUUCCAUUAUAUAGAUAUACCACAAUUAUUUUUUACACAUUCAGCUAUUAGUGGAUGUUUGGAUUGUUUCCAGUUUUUGGCUGUUACAAAUA
Molecule: messenger RNA, 5402 nt
Organism: Equus quagga
Lineage: Eukaryota; Metazoa; Chordata; Mammalia; Perissodactyla; Equidae
Product: zinc finger protein 543-like
Exons: 5
Coding region: 380-3397 (1005 amino acids)
Biological process (GO): regulation of transcription by RNA polymerase II
Molecular function (GO): RNA polymerase II cis-regulatory region sequence-specific DNA binding; DNA-binding transcription factor activity
Source: RefSeq, a predicted model, not a curated record